Molecule: messenger RNA, 2213 nt
Organism: Pimephales promelas (fathead minnow)
Lineage: Eukaryota; Metazoa; Chordata; Actinopteri; Cypriniformes; Leuciscidae
Source: RefSeq, a predicted model, not a curated record
AAGUGAAACUAACUUGAUCAACAGUAAAAUGGACGCCUGAAUCGAUCAACCUCUUUAAACAACAGAAUAUUUACUGUUCAAAGAGUGUUGUGGACACAUCUGAUACUCACAGUCAUAAAGAGGUGAAGAACAAUGGCAAAAUCUUUCCCAUCAUCAACUAAAAUACGAGAAAGGAGAGGGAGUAUGGUUGAGCCUCCAAUGAUGUCUUCCUCCAGCGGUCCACUGACUGAGGAUCUUCAGUGCUCGAUAUGUCUGGACGUGUUCACUGAUCCAGUCACCACUCCAUGUGGACACAACUUCUGCAAGACCUGUCUGAAUAAGUGCUGGGACAACAGCCAGACCUGCAACUGUCCAUAUUGUAAAGAAACAUUCAAGCACAGACCUGAUCUCAAGAUUAACACCACACUCCGAGAGAUCGCAGAUCACUAUAGAAAGAAAAGUCCUGAGAAAAAAGUUGAAGUUGUGAAAAAAGCUGAAGUUGUGUGUGACGUCUGUGAGGAAAGAAAGCAGAAAGCCCUGAAGUCGUGUCUGGUGUGUCAGAGCUCUUACUGUGAAACUCACCUGGAGCCUCAUCUGAGAGUGGCAGGUUUAAAGAAACACAAACUGAUCAAUCCUGUGAGUAAUCUGGAGGACUAUAUAUGUCAGAAACACGAGAGACCUCUGGAGCUGUUCUGUAGAGAUGAUCAGACGUGUGUGUGUCCGAUGUGUGCUUUGGAAGACCACAAGAACCACAACACUGUUCCUAUAGAAGAGGAGAGUGAAGAGAAGAAGACUCAACUGAUGAAGACACAGAAAGACACACAGCAGGAGAUCCAGGACAGAAUCAAGAAGAUUCAAGACGUCAAACACUCAGCAGAAGUCAGAAAAAGAAACACCGAGAAGGAGAAAGCAGCCCGUGUGGAGCUCUUCACUGAUCUCAUCCGCUCCAUUGAGAGAUGUCAGACUGAACUGCUGGAGAUGAUGGAGGAGCAGCAGAAAGCAGCAGAGAAACAGGAGGAAGAGCUCAUUGAAGAGCUGGAGCAGGAGAUCACUGAGCUAAAGAUGAGAAACACUGAGCUGGAGCAGCUCUCACACACUGAAGAUCACCUCCACCUCCUACAGAUUUACUCGUCCCUGUGCAGCUCCAGAAACACCAGGAACUGGUCUGAGAUCAGUGUGAAGACUGAUGAGAGUCUGGAGACUCUGAGGACAGCUCUGACUAAACUGCAGGACUCUCUACAGGAGAAACUCACACACACUGUCUCUACAGAAGUGAAGUGGAGACAGCAGUAUGCAGUGGAUGUGACUCUGGAUCCUGAUACAGCUCAUCCUAAUCUCAUCCUGUCUGAUGAUGGAAAACAAGUGAGAGAUGGAGACAUUAAACAGAAACUCCCAGACACACCACAGAGAUUUGAUAUAUGUCCAUGUGUCCUGGGAAAGGAGGGAUUCUCCUCAGGGAGAUUUUAUUUUGAGGUGCAGGUGAAGGGAAAGACUGAAUGGACUUUAGGAGUGGUCAGAGAAUCCAUUAACAGGAAGGGACAGAUCCCACUGAGUCCCAGUUAUGGAUGCUGGACUGUGAUUCUGAGGAAUGGGAAUGAAUAUAAAGCCUGUGCUGAUUCUCUUGUCUCUCUGUGUGUGAGAGUGAAGCCGCAGCGGGUCGGUGUGUUUGUGGAUUAUGAGGAGGGUCUGGUCUCCUUUUAUGAUGUGGAGUCCAUCUCUCAUCUCUACUCUUUCACUCAUCAGUCUUUCACUGGAAAACUCUAUCCAUAUUUUAACCCGCGCAAUAAUGAUAGAGGUAAAAACUCAACUCCACUGAUCAUCACACCUGUCAAACACAAUCAAUGAAAUUACAGCCCUAAUUUUGAAAUACACAAUAAAUAUUAUUUACAUAAUUGAAAAUCUUGUUUUGCCAUUUUUUCAUCAUUUAUUUUUCUUUGUUAAAAUCUAUAAUUUUCAAAUGAUAAUGCUUGUUUAACAAAUUUAUUUUCAAUGUUUCAUAAUUAUUCAUGCCAUUGUUUUCUCCCAUCUCAACCUGACAAAGUAAAAGUGUCUGUAAUAAUUUUUUUUACAUAAAGAUAAACCAAACUAUGAGGACAUGAUAAAUUGUCAAAGCUGUUUCUACCAUUUCUAUUACAAAAUGAUCUGUGAUAAUACAGUAAAACAGAUGGCAAUACCUCAAUAUAUGUAUAAUUGUAUGAUUACCAUAUUCAUACACAACAUUAUGGAUCUUCAAA